Molecule: messenger RNA, 438 nt
Organism: Aspergillus calidoustus
Lineage: Eukaryota; Fungi; Ascomycota; Eurotiomycetes; Eurotiales; Aspergillaceae
Source: the annotation of a GenBank genome assembly
AUGUGCACAUUAGACUGGUUCUCCCUCCGGACGUGGGCCUGCGUCAUCGCGACCUGCAAUCAGGUCGUAUUCAAGCGGCUGGGAGGAGGCGGUAUCUCGUCCCAGCAGGUGUUUCACGGACGCAUCAGCGAGCAACGGAUCCUUGUCGGGAACAACGCCAACGACGGCGUCCCCCUCAGCGACCCCACAGUUGUCGACGGCCAGGGGUUCGACGCGCACCUCAACCUCACAUUCCCAAACUUGACAGCCGACGACAAAGCAGCGCCGAACAGGGUCUACCGGACCAAAUGGACAGAACAGGCAAAUACCGGCAUCGGCUUCGACACUCUCGGAAACAGCGGCCCAACAGUCCUAGACCAUUCGGGGAUGGCAACGGGCCUGCAACAAACAGUCUUCAACGUCUACGCCGAAGCGAGAUUUGAUUGUCCUGCGCAAUAG